Molecule: messenger RNA, 3008 nt
Organism: Hemibagrus wyckioides
Lineage: Eukaryota; Metazoa; Chordata; Actinopteri; Siluriformes; Bagridae
Product: chromaffin granule amine transporter
Exons: 16
Coding region: 730-2280 (516 amino acids)
Biological process (GO): aminergic neurotransmitter loading into synaptic vesicle; xenobiotic transport; transmembrane transport
Cellular component (GO): synaptic vesicle membrane; terminal bouton
Molecular function (GO): xenobiotic transmembrane transporter activity; serotonin:sodium:chloride symporter activity
Source: RefSeq, a predicted model, not a curated record
CUCUCUCACACACACUCUCUGUCUCUGUCUCUCUCUCUCUCUCUCUCUCUCUCUUUCUCACACACUCUCUGUCUCUCACACUCUCUCUCACACACACUCUCUUUCUCUCACUCUCUCUCACACUCCUUUUCUCACUCUCUCUCUCUCUCUCUCUCUCUCUCUCUCUUACUUAUUGUGAGUGUAACUCAGAUGAACUUGAAUCUGAAUUGAAAAUGAAAUGAAAUUUUCCACUCCAGUAUAUGAAACUCACACGCAGCAAGCUGCACACUGGAGAAGCAGCUGUUUGGCGAGUGUGUAUGUGUGUGUGUGUGUGUAUGUGUGUGUAUGAGUGUGUGUGUGUGUGUGUGUGUGUGAGGCUGAUUGUGAUAGAAAAGAUAAACUGUAACCAACAGAAGCCUUCAGGUCAUUCACCUAUCCAAUAAAGACCAACAGACGCUGACAAUUACCCUCGCUCUGACGCAGUGUGUGUCUGUGUGUGUGUGUGUGUCUGUGUGUGUGUGUGUGUGUGUGUGUGUGUCUGUGUGUGUGCAUGUAUGUGUGUCGUAAUAAGGUAUAGGGACUGUCUCUUAAUAUGAACAGAGCUCCAACAAGUGACCUGGCACACAGCUCACCUGUCGUGGACACACAUACACACACAUACACACAUACACACAUACACACACAUACACACACAUACACAUACACACACAGUGAGGGGCAAUGCAACUGAAGUGACCAGGUUUUUUGGCGAUGGCUGUGAUGAAUCCGAUGGAGUGGAUCCGGAAGAGCCGGGGCUCACGGCGUCUUGUGCUGGUGGUGGUGUGUGUGGCUCUGUUGCUGGAUAACAUGUUGCUGACUGUCGUGGUUCCCAUCAUCCCUACCUUCCUGUAUGCCGUGGAGCAUCAACCGAGCGAGCUUUCCUCCACCUCCUCUUCCUCCCUGUCUCCUCCCACCAUCAACCAGCACACCUUCUCCUCCAUCUUCUCUCUCUAUGACAACAUGACCUACGCCAACACUAACAAUGUGACCCAGGAUAACCUCCGUGAUGCUACUGUUACCCCAGUCUCUGACGGCAAUGGCAGUUUCUCUGACUCGGGUGACUGCAAGGACGACAGGAAGUUUCUGGAGGACGAGAACGUGAGAGUCGGCCUCCUGUUUGCUUCCAAAGCUAUAGUGCAACUUCUGGUCAACCCUUUCGUGGGUCUGCUUACCAACAGGAUCGGGUAUCAUAUUCCCAUGUUUGCUGGGUUUGUCAUCAUGUUCGUCUCCACAAUUAUGUUUGCUUUCUCAGAAACGUACACCUUGCUGUUCUUUGCUCGUUCCCUCCAGGGCAUCGGUUCCUCCUUCUCCUCAGUUGCAGGACUGGGCAUGCUGGCCAGUGUGUACACUGAUGAUAAUGAGAGAGGGAUUGCCAUGGGGAUCGCACUAGGAGGACUCGCCAUGGGGGUACUCAUUGGUGCUCCUUUCGGCAGUGUCAUGUACGAGUUUGUGGGUAAAAGCUCUCCGUUCCUCAUCCUGGCUUUCCUCGCUCUGUUUGACUUAGCACUCCAGCUUUGUAUCCUGCAGCCAUCUAAGAUAUCCCCUGGGAGUAUGGAGGGAACCCCACUGCUGACUCUGCUGAAGGACCCUUACAUACUCAUCAGUGCAGGAUCUUUGUGCUUUGCUAACAUGGGCGUGGCCAUCUUGGAGCCCACUCUCCCUAUAUGGAUGAUGCAGACCAUGUGUUCACCAAAGUGGCAGCUUGGGGUGGCUUUUCUACCUGCUAGCGUGUCUUACUUAAUUGGAACCAACCUGUUUGGCCUGCUGGCCAACAAAAUGGGCAGGUGGCUGUGCUCCAUGAUCGGCAUGGUCGUUGUCGGCGUCAGCCUCCUUUGCGUUCCUUUGGCCAAAAACAUCUACGGUCUGAUCGGGCCUAACGGAGGCCUCGGAUUUGCUAUCGGGAUGGUUGAUUCGUCCAUGAUGGCUAUAAUGGGCUACCUGGUGGACAUCAGACACGUCUCUGUGUAUGGCAGCGUGUACGCCAUAGCCGACGUGGCUCUCUGUAUGGGGUUCGCUAUAGGUCCAUCUACAGGGGGCGCUAUAGUACAAGUGAUCGGCUUCCCGUAUUUGAUGGUGAUCAUCGGGGUGGUCAAUAUUCUUUACGCGCCCCUGUGUUUCUUUCUUAAAAACCCUGCUGCUCGGGAGGAGAAGAUGGCGAUUCUGAACCAGGAGUGUCCCAUGCAUGUGAAGAGCUACAACACAGAGCAUCAGUGUAGAGAGUUUCCCCUGAGUGACGAGAGUGACCCUGACCCUGAGGAGUAACACCACACACACACACACACACUGAAGAAAACACUCAGGGAUGUUCUGUUAGGCAAAGUUCCUGAAGUUGCUGAAGUUUCCUAUAACAUUACAUCCGGGAGUGUUUUAUAAACAUUAUAAACAGUCAUUUCUUUAUCAACCUCUCUCUCUCUCUCUCUCUCUCUCUCUCUCUCUCUCAGUAAUCAGCUGUCAUGAGAACAAGAAAGUAUAAAACUCCUCUUUUCUGAAAAAUGCAUGUCUAACACUGGAGACUCCCAUAUAAACAAUUGUACCCUUAUGUUUGUCCGUUAACUUUAUGUGUUAAUAUAGAAACGUGAAAGUAUAAAGACAUUUUGACCAAUCAGAAACGAGUAUCCGUCAGAGCUGUAGAAUACUGAGUUGUUGUACUUUAUUUCAGCUCACGUAAUGGUCAGGAUUCAAAUAAACACUUUGCUUCACAGGAAUAGCCUGGAUUUUUUUUCCCUACAAAUCUCAUCAAAUGUGUAGGUUUGUUUAAAUACCGCAAACACUCGCCCGGAUGUAAUGACACGGACCCACUUGGUGGUAUUAAUCUGCAAGGAUUUUCAUACAAGCAAGACCUCUACCUUCCGACCUACGCCCCUGCUUUUUCUUUCUUCCGUAAACACAAUAAUCACCUAGAAGUGAUUGCAUGGAACGCGACGGUGAAAAUCCAAUAUCCUCUCCAUCAAAGCACUUUGUUCUAAUGUCAAUAAACGCUCACGUAGUAA